Messenger RNA from Astrephomene gubernaculifera, 952 nucleotides. The record is from the annotation of a GenBank genome assembly. Lineage: Eukaryota; Viridiplantae; Chlorophyta; Chlorophyceae; Chlamydomonadales; Astrephomenaceae.
UUCAGAUGGUGCGACAGAGUCUGGAGGCUCAGCUUCGCAACCCGCUGCACGCCUACCACAGCCGCGUGCGGGCGGUCAACUACGGCGGCUGCUACUACUUCGAGCAACUGAGUCUGGAGGAGUUCGAGCGGGUGGACCCCGCCCUGGCUCUGGCCCACCACAACAUGAGCUGGCGCAACCCAGGGGAGUUCACACUGGUGCUCACAGGCAACGUGGACCGCGCCUCCCUGCAGCCGCUGCUGUGCCGCUACCUGGCCACCCUGCCGCCCACCAGCAUUCCCCCGCCCAAACCCGUCAAGGAGGUAACCCCCCUGCCGUACAGCUUCCCGGAGACCCCCGUGGUGGAGGAUGUCAAGGUCUCCAUGGUCUCCCCCGUGGCCCAGGCCCAGAUCACCUUCCCGGUGCGCCUGCCCCGCCCCUCCGCGCGCGAGGAGCUGGUGUGGCUGUCGCUGGUGUGUCGGGCGGUGGAGACGCGGCUGCUGCAGCGCAUGCGCUUCGUGGCGGGGGAUGUGUACACGGUGUCCGUGAGCCCCUUCUUCGGCUGCGUGGCUCCCAGUCUGGAUGGUGACCCGCAGGGUGAUAUUGCCAUCGCCUUCUCCUGCGACCCGGCCAACAAGGAGCGGCUGGUGGGGCUGGUGAUGCAGGAGAUUGCCGUACUGCAAUCCACGGAUCUGAGCACUGCGGAGGUGGAGACACUGGUCAACCUGGAUCGGCUGCAGUUCGAGGAGGGGCUGGCUGAGAACAGCUACUGGCACGAGGUGAUUGUGAGCGCCUACCAGUCCAAGAGCUACCAGCUGCUGGGUGGAGACCUGGGGGCGGUGUACGGCAAGAGCAUGGAGGCGCGGGAGAAGGUGCUGUCCGCCUGCACCCCCGCCUCCAUGCGCGAGGCCAUGCGCCGCAUCUUCCCGCUGCCGCCCACCUCCCGCUACACAGCCAUCAGCAUGCUGCCAAG